This is a messenger RNA of Sceloporus undulatus (fence lizard), 1615 nucleotides long. RefSeq names its product protein mono-ADP-ribosyltransferase PARP4-like. NCBI's taxonomy places the organism in Eukaryota, Metazoa, Chordata, Lepidosauria, Squamata, Phrynosomatidae. The transcript is spliced from 5 exons. The record is from RefSeq and is a predicted model, not a curated record. Gene Ontology annotation, molecular function: NAD+ poly-ADP-ribosyltransferase activity. Bases 572 to 1096 code for a protein of 174 amino acids.
CUCAUUAUAAGUAUACGCAGAUGGUAAAUCAUCUUUAAAAACUAAGGUUUAUUCAGAAGUAGCUGUCCUUUUUGAGCAUCAUAUUAAUUGAGAGAUAAUGAAUCUCACUAAGUAAUUUUAGAGUACAGCUACCCUUUACUAAAAGUGAUAGGGUGAACUCCUUGGAGGAAGGCAGGGUUGCUGUUAUGUAUUUUAGGAAUUGCAGAAGGGGCUGGUAGUGAGAUUCCUCCUUUUCCCACUCUCGGUCAAAGAACAAAUUUUCCCUAUUUACAAAACCACUUCUGCAAUCUUUCACCUUUGCCCUUGGUGAUGCAGAAUUUCAAGAUGUUACUUUUUAUAUACUCCAUCCCACAGAAGCCCCAGCCAAUAUUUCUAAUCACCUUGCCAGCUGGAUUCUGAGGAUUGUAGUACAAAAACGUAACAUUUCCAAACUGCUAUUUCUGUGUUGUGGAGCUGUCAUAGUAAUGUAGAGUUAAUUGUAACUAUGCAGCAUUCCCACCUUUUGAAGACUAGUUCUGGGGAGUAAUAUUCUCUAUAUAAUUUUGUCUGUUCUUCAUUCAAGUAGGUCUGUAUGCAGAAGAAGACUUUAUCUUGUAUAAAAUUAAUAAACAAAUUAAAACGUGGAACACUUCAUGCACAAAAGCCACUAAAUGUUAUAUUCUGGCCUCAGCUCUUUAAGCUCCAGAAUGAGGAUGGUUUUUGGCAGCUAACAGCAGAGCUAGGGAAUCUUUUGGAUAUUGAUGUCGAUCUUUUAAUCAAUGUAACACUGGCCAAAAAGGGGAUUCAGUCUCUAGGGCCAAAGGGAAAGGAGAAGCUGUUGCAGUUGAUUGCCACACUUCUGGUGCUGCAAGCUGUGCGUUUCAAGCAAUUAGAAGGUCUCAUCUUCAAAUCUCUAACAAAACUUAAUGACUCUCCUUUAUCAUGGGCAUCUGAUCCAGUAAAGAAAGCUAUUGCUUGGACAAGAAAAACUGAGCGAGAAUUUCCAGCUAUUUGCCAGCGGCUUGAACUUGGGAAAGACUGGGAUUCUGCCACUAAAAAAAUAUUGGGUAUUGAUGUAACUGAGGCUGUGACCUCCCCUCUCUACUCUAAUGUUUAAUAUCAAGUUUUGACUAGUGAGAACCUGGCACCAUUAUCUGUUUCCACAUACACGGUCACAAAUGUGCAAAUUUUCACUGAUUUAAUUGUUUCUCUUCAUAUCUAUAUAUUCUCAUAUCGCUUUGAUAAUUGUAACAGUAACUAAAAUAUUAUUAUGAUUGUUUUAAUGGCUUUAUUAUUUAAACAUUCAAUUAAGUUAGCUGCCUUGAGUGUUGUUUUUAAGUGGGAAAUGUAAUAAAAGGCAAUAAACAAAUAAAAAUAUUCCAGAUUCUAGGCAGGAAUAAAGAAAUGUAUGAACCAGUAUAGUCUAGAAAUAGUCUGAAUGGUAGUAUCUCUUGAUUCUCUCAACAAGAAAUACAGCAGUAUCAUUCAUCUCCAGUAAAUAUUCAACCUAAUAACCUUGGUCUCUUUUGACAUGCUAAUGAACCUGGCUGAUUUUCUUUUUGCUUAUGGGCUGUGUGGUUUUUGAAAAUACACAUUUCUGCCCAAACAUCUGAUUCAAUAAAAGUGUCUGAAUAUA